UACGUAAARCAGACCAAGAAAGAAGACCCAGUGGAUGAAACAGUUUUGAUUGUCUUGACUUAUGUCGGGUUUUCAAUAUCAAUUGUGUCUUURGUGUUUGUUCUGGUCACUUAUUCGUUGUUUCCAAAACUGAGAACAAUUCCUGGAAUUAACUUAAUGAACCUAUCUUGUGGUCUUCUUGUGGCGCAUUUGGUUUGGMUGACAGGAUCUGGACUGACAACCAAUGGAAYAGUUUGUACAGCCAUCGCUAUCAUACUUCAUUACAGUUUUCUUGUCUCAUUUGYCUGGAUGUCAAUCAUCGCCUUUGACACUUGGAGAGCGUUUUCCAGGAAUUCCUACCAUCUACCAAAGAGUGGUGGAAGGGGAAAACGCAUUGCCGUCACCAUGACAAUAGGUUGGAUUCCAUUGGUCCUUUUUGUGUCAGCUUGCGUUGCUCUCGACCAAUCAAAUGCUGUUACUAUUGGAUACGGUGGUCUCAAAGGCUGCUGGAUCAACAACUCGUGGGCUAAUCUCUUCGUCUUUGCUUUGCCUGUUGGUGUCUCUUUAGUUUGGAAUGCAGUGUUCUUCAGUUUAUUCCUCACAGCUUUCCAAAGGACAAGACAACAAUCUGCAAUGAUAGGAAGACAACACCAAGCACGUAGAGACACGGCUAUCUUUGCAAGAAUAGCUGCACUGAUGGGCUUCACCUGGGUGUUUGGGUUCAUAGCACCUGUGACCACGCCCUACUUGAUGUACCCCUUCGUGAUCCUAAACACCCUUCAGGGUCUGUACAUUGCUGUGGCUUUCGGGUUAACGCGAAGAGUGAGGUCACUAUAUAAAGCAAGUAUUGUACGUUCGCAAUGUUCACCCAGACAAGAACAUUCUGCUCGGACUUUUGAUACGGCUUUGUAAAACAAAUGCGGAGACGAUCAAGAAGUUGGAACAAUGAUGUUGUAGUUUGUCUUCAACAAAACAAACUACGCGUGGUUAA
Molecule: messenger RNA, 970 nt
Organism: Exaiptasia diaphana
Lineage: Eukaryota; Metazoa; Cnidaria; Anthozoa; Actiniaria; Aiptasiidae
Product: adhesion G protein-coupled receptor L4-like
Exons: 1
Coding region: 157-891 (244 amino acids)
Biological process (GO): cell surface receptor signaling pathway; G protein-coupled receptor signaling pathway
Cellular component (GO): membrane
Molecular function (GO): G protein-coupled receptor activity
Source: RefSeq, a predicted model, not a curated record